UACAGGAGGAUGUCUUCCACGCUACUUUGUGCGCUUAUUUUUCUGGCUUGUGCUUUGACAUUUAGCGGCGCUCAGACGAGCUGUAGAGGACGAUGCGGUGGCGAGUACUACAGGGGUUACAGAUGCCAGUGUGACUAUAACUGUCUGUCUUAUGGAGAGUGCUGCAACGACUAUGAAUCCCAGUGCACCACAAAAAACUCAUGUAAGGGGCGCUGUGGAGAAAACUUCAAACGAGGCCGGCUGUGUAGCUGUGACUCUGACUGCAUAACGUACAACCAGUGCUGUCCGGAUUACAAGAACCACUGCGAUGCACAAGAUCAAACUUUGAAAGAGGCAACAGACCAGCUUUCUACAUUCAGUGAGGGAAACGAUGAAGAUGACUCUUCAGUUCCUCCUGUCGGUCCAACAUCACAUCCACCAGAUGAUCCCACUGAUGAUGUGUCUGGCCCGAUCUUUCCCACUGAUGAAUUUUCUAAAACUGAACCUGAAGAUCUGGAGGCCAGUCCAGUCCCGGAGAUCAGCAGUGACUAUGAGCUCUCUACAGUUGACCCGCUGGGGGAGAUUUCUACCGAGGCCACCCCGACUACAGCGAGGACUCCUUCAGACAACGACGACCUCGUCAGCACCACUGCAGAGGCCCUGAGUGACAGCACGACAGCUGACCACAUUUCCAGCGAGCCAACAUCAACUUCAGUACCCUCAGUCGAGCCUAGCUCUUCAACCAGCUCCCCACAGCUGGACACGCAGACACCAGCAGUGGCUAUUAUGGAUGCUGUCUUUCCCUCUGAUGAACCAGAUGACUCACUGCUCACCAUCACCCCUGCCUCCACAACCAUCCCAGAGGAACCCACUUCAAACCACCCUGAGGAUGUCACUGCAAACAACCCUUCAGUUCUUCCUUCCACCAGCGCUUCCUCAGUGGGAUCUGAGGAGAUAUCAAUGGUUGAAGCUGUGACCACCCACACUCCCUCACCCACAACUGCAGCGUGGAGUGAUGCCACAGACGAUCUGCUGACAGACACCUCCAAACCCACCGGGGCUCAAGAACCAGAACCGACUGCACCUGUGGAAAAACCAGAGCCAUACGAGCUAGACCCAGCUAAGCCCACUUCUGAACCUGAUACUAAGCCCCUGGAAACCCAGAAUAUAGACGAUACAGGAGAUUACCAAGCAGAUGACAGCAACGAUACAAACCUAUGCAGCGGGCGGCCCGUCAGUGGAGUCACCACACUGAGGAACGGCACAAUGGUGGUGUUCAGAGGUCACUACUUCUGGUUGCUGGAUGUUAACAGGGUGCCAGGUCCACCCAGAGGCAUCACACAGGUGUGGGGCGUCCCUUCACCCAUUGACACUGUGUUCACCCGCUGUAACUGCCAGGGCAAGACGUACAUUUUCAAGGGAAGUCAGUACUGGAGAUUUGAAAACGACGCCUUGGACCCCGGCUAUCCCAAAGUCAUUACAACAGGGUUCGACGGGCUGCGGGGCCACAUCACGGCCGCCCUGUCGGUGCCCCAGUACAAGAGGAGGGCAGAGUCAGUCUACUUCUUCAAGAGAGGUGGAAUGGUUCAGAAGUAUUCAUACCAGGCUGGUGUCAGGCCGACAUGUGGCAAGAAAGUCCAGUAUGCCAUUUACACCGUCCGCAACAGAGUAGUUCGACAAGCAGCCCCCGUUUUAGGACCGGACAUCAACAUUCGGACAUCCUGGAGAGGCUUCCCGCCCGCCAUCACAGCCGCCGUGUCUGUGCCCACAACCGCCGAACCAGAGGGCUACAAAUACUUUGUCUUCUCAGGACCAAAAUCCUACAACGUGAGGUUGGAUGGUGAACGCCCCGUCAUCGCUCCUCCUACGGCCAGCUCAUCACCUCAGUCCAACAACUUCAUCAGAUGUUUACAGUAAAACAACAACAAAAAUGUUUUCACUUUG
This is a messenger RNA of Pelmatolapia mariae (spotted tilapia), 1923 nucleotides long. RefSeq names its product proteoglycan 4b (gene prg4b). The record is from RefSeq and is a predicted model, not a curated record. Bases 10 to 1896 code for a protein of 628 amino acids. The transcript is spliced from 13 exons. NCBI's taxonomy places the organism in Eukaryota, Metazoa, Chordata, Actinopteri, Cichliformes, Cichlidae.